This is a messenger RNA of Dinoponera quadriceps, 6625 nucleotides long. RefSeq names its product slit homolog 3 protein (gene Toll-7). The record is from RefSeq and is a predicted model, not a curated record. NCBI's taxonomy places the organism in Eukaryota, Metazoa, Arthropoda, Insecta, Hymenoptera, Formicidae. The coding region runs from base 667 to 4740 and encodes 1357 amino acids. Gene Ontology annotation, biological process: signal transduction. The transcript has a single exon. Gene Ontology annotation, molecular function: protein binding.
CCGAUGAUGCGCGCUCAGGCGCCUACGGGUUUCAGUGCUGGUGCUCGAUGCGAGGCGAGUGCGUGCGUGCGCGACGGCACGAGUGCUCCGUGUGCUGCUCGCGGCCGAACCAGUCUGUUUCGCGCUGAUCGUCGUCGCGGAGGAGGUGCGACGCGUUCUUUCGCGAUCGCGAUACGCGGGCUUGUUGAUACGAGCGCUGUCGGACGGCCCGGUCGGCAGACCUGCAUCGGACAUCAUCGAUAGGGGAUACAAUCUCGAGGGAGGGAGAAAGAGAGAAGUGUAUAACGUGCGUGCGUAGGAGCGACCGGGGUCGAAUACGCGGGUGACAGGAGCAGACGCCGGGAUCCGCCGGGGAGGCUGCCCUCGGCUGCCCGCGGAUAAAGGGCGAGAAGGGAAAUGGGCCGCUCCGCGUUUGAUACGUGAUACGUGAGCGCGCGCGCUCUCUCUUUCUCUCCCCCCGUGAGCCGCGCGUGUGUAUGUGUCGUCGUCCUCCCCGUCAUCACCGUCGUCGUUAUUGUUGAUGUUGUCAUCGCUACUGUCGUGCUGGUGUCGAGUGUGUGCGCGCGUGUGCCCGUCGCGUGAAUGAGAGAGCGGGCAGGGCUGCUGGUCACCCCGAGAUCGCGAACGUCGUCGGCGUCGAACGGAGGUCCGUGAGAACGCGGCGACAUGACGUCGUGGUGGGCGACGGCGUUGUUCCGCCGUCUGCUCGCGACCACCCUCCUGCUGCUGCCGCUGAUGUCGACGGGCCCGGCCGCGGCUUCCUGCCGAUGGAGCAACGAGGCCGGCAACGACACCCGCUCGGCGGACUGCUCGCUCCGCGUGCUGGACCCCGCCGCGAUCGUCUCCCUGGCGCCGUCGCUGGACGGCGCCCUACGGCUGCGCAUCCGGUGCAGCGACGUCCACCACUUCGAGAGCAGCCUGAACGCGCAGAGCUGGCAGCGGCUGGCCGGUCUGCACGAGCUGCACGUGCACGGGUGUAAGGUGCUGCGGGUGCCGGAGGGCGCGUUCCAGCCGUUGCUCGAGCUGAAGCGGCUGGUCGUGCAGACCUUCAACGAGGCCUGGGGCGCCGGCAGGCAUCUCGAGUUCGCCCCGCGGUCCUUCCUCGGGCUCCGCGAGCUCCACACCCUCGAGAUCGUCGAGAGCAACGUGCUGGCGCUGCCGGCGGAUCUGCUCUGCGAGCUGGACAACCUGCAGACCCUGAAUCUCACCGGGAACCGCAUCCGCGAGGUGGACGGCAUCGGGUUGACGGCGCGCGCCGUCGACGGCGAGUCCUGUCGCGCCGACAUACGCAUCCUCGACCUCUCGCGCAACGAGCUGCAGCGGCUGGCGGAGGACGGUCCGCUGUCGGGUCUGCGCCAGCUGCAGGAGCUCUACCUGCAGCGGAACGCGAUCGUGAGGAUCGAGCGCAACGCCCUGAACGGGCUGACCGUGCUGCGCACCUUCAACGCCAGCCGCAACGGGCUGGACGCGCUGCCGGAGGGCCUGUUCGGCAGCACGCGCGACCUCAGGGAGAUCCACCUGGCGCACAACGGGCUGCGCGAGCUGCCGCGCGACCUCUUCACCAAUCUCGAGCAGCUGCUGGUGCUGAAUCUCGCGAGCAACCGGCUGGGCAGCGAUCACGUGGACGAGGCGACCUUCCUCGGGCUGAUCCGGCUGAUCGUGCUCGACCUCUCGUACAACCAGUUGACGCACAUCGACGCACGCAUGUUCAAGGACCUCUACUUCCUGCAGAUCCUCGACCUGCGCAACAACUCGAUCGAUCGCAUCGAGAGCAACGCCUUCCUGCCGCUGUACAACCUGCACACUCUCGAGCUGUCGGACAACCGGCUGCACGCCGUCGGCGCGCAGCUCUUCAACGGGCUGUUCGUGCUGAAUCGGCUGAGCCUGUCCGGCAACGCGAUCGCGAGCGUCGACUCGAUGGCCUUCCGCAACUGUUCCGACCUGAAGGAGCUCGACCUGAGCAGCAACGAGCUGACCGCGGUGCCGGACGCGUUGCGCGACCUCGCCUUCCUGAAGACCCUCGACCUCGGCGAGAACCGCAUCAGCGAGUUCCACAACGGCUCGUUCCGCAACCUCCACCAGCUGACCGGGCUGCGGCUGAUCGGGAACGACAUCGGCAAUCUGUCGCGCGGCAUGCUCUGGGACCUGCCGAAUCUGCAGAUCCUGAAUCUCGCCCGCAACAAGGUGCAGCACGUGGAGCGGCACUCGUUCGAGCGGAACGUGCGGCUGGAGGCGAUCCGACUCGACGGGAACUUCCUGUCGGACAUCAACGGCGUCUUCACCAGCGUGAGCAGCCUGCUGCUGCUGAACCUCUCGGAGAACCACAUCGAGUGGUUCGACUACGCCUUCAUACCGGGGAAUCUCAAGUGGCUCGACAUCCACGGGAACUUCAUCGAGAGCCUCGGCAACUACUACAAGAUCCGCGACUCCAAGGUGAAGACCCUGGACGCCAGUCACAACCGCAUCGCCGAGCUGGCGCCCCUCUCCGUGCCGGACAGCGUGGAGCUGCUGUUCAUCAACAACAACUACAUCAACACCGUCCGGCCGAACACGUUCGCCGCGAAGGUGAACCUGACGCGGGUCGACAUGUACGCGAACAUGAUCGAGACGAUGGAGCUGGCGUCGCUGCUGCUGACGAAGGUGCCGGACGACAAACCCCUGCCGGAAUUCUACAUCGGCGGCAACCCGUUCAACUGCAACUGCUCGAUGGACUGGCUGCCGGGGGUGAACAAUCAGACCUCGACGCGGGAGUACCCGCGCGUCAUGGACCUGGACAACGCGAUGUGCCGCACCUCCGGGCCCCGCGGCCUCGCGAUCGUCACCGCGUCGAGCGCCCGCUCCGAGCAGUUCCUCUGCCGCUACGAGGCCCACUGCUUCGCCCUCUGCCACUGCUGCGAGUUCGACGCGUGCGACUGCGAGAUGACCUGUCCGGCCGGCUGCAAGUGCUACAACGACCGCACGUGGAACACGAACGCGGUCGACUGCUCGGGUCUGCGGGCCGAGGAGAUACCAAGGAGGAUACCGAUGGACGCGACCGAGGUCUACCUGGACGGCAACGUGCUGCGCGAGCUGCAGAACCACGUGUUCAUCGGCCGUAAGAACAUGCGCGUGCUCUACGUGAACGCGAGCGGCAUCGAGUCGAUCCAGAACCGCACGUUCAACGGGCUGAACAACCUGCAGAUCCUCCACCUCGAGGACAACCGCAUACGCGAGCUGAAGGGGUUCGAGUUCGAGCGGCUGUCGCACCUGCGCGAGCUCUACCUGCAGAACAACGCGAUCGGCUUCAUCGGCAACCUCACCUUCCUGCCGCUGCGCUCCCUCGAGAUCCUGCGGCUGCACGGCAACCGGCUGGUCACCUUCCCCGUCUGGCAGGUCACCCUGAACGCGCGACUGGUCGAGCUGUCGCUCGGCGGCAACCCCUGGUCCUGCCGCUGCAAGUUCCUCCAGGAGCUCUCCUCCUGGGUGUCGGACAACGCGCACAAGGUGAUCGACGCCGGGGACGUGUGGUGCUACUACGGGGGCGACGCGCGGCCGGCCUACCGACGUCGCCUCAACGUCAACGAGACCGCCUGCUCCGACUACUUCGCCCAGGGCGGCGUGAUCGAGAGCAUCAUGGUGUCGGACUACCUGCCGCUGGUCGCCGCCACCCUCUCCGCCAUCCUCGUGCUCCUCGUGAUCAUAGUGCUCGCGUUCGUGUUCCGCGAGCCGGUCGGCGCCUGGGCCUACUCCAAGUACGGGCUGCGCUUCCUCCGGGCGAAGCCCGGCAACAAGGCGGCGAGCGGGGCCGCGAGCACCGCCAUCGCCGCCGCCGCCGCCGGCGGCUGCUGCGACGUCGUCGACCGUCCCUACGACUGCUACGUCUGCUACAGCCCGAACGACGAGGACUUCGUCCUGCGCUCGCUCGCGGUCGAGCUCGAGCGCGCCGGGCUCCGGCUCUGCCUCCACCAUCGCGACCUGCCCUGCGUGCUGCGCGCCUCCGCGCCCGCCCCCGCCGUCCUCGAGGCGGUGCACGCCUCGCGGCGCGUCCUCCUCGUCCUGACCCGCGACUUCCUCCGGACCGAGUGGUCGCGCUACGAGUUCCGCUCGGCCCUGCACGAGGCGCUCCACGGCCGCGUCUCCCAGCUCGUGAUCGUCCAGGCGGGCCACGUGGCCGUCGAGGCGGAGCGCGACCCCGACCUGCGGCCCUACCUGCGCACCGCCGCCCUCGUCCUCGCCUGGGGCGAGAAGAGGUUCUGGGAACGGCUGAGGUACGCGGUACCGCCGGCCGGCGGCGCCGGCAACAACGCCGACGUCUCCGUCGAGAGCAAGUCCUCGCCGUUGGUGUACAAGCGCAACAUCAACACCUACACGCUCGACAGCGGCGUCGGGGGGAUGACGGGCGAGAAGACGUCGACGCUGCGCGGUCAGCGCGCCGCCCUCUUCAAGGACGCCUCCUCGGCGCUCGUGAUGCAGCAGCACGCGCCCCCGCCGCCGCCGCCGCCCGCCUACUCCUGCGGCGCGGUGAUACCGCAGCUGCAGCAACCCCCGUCCUCGCCGGCCCAGCCGAGGCUGACCGUCAAUCACGCUUACCGGGAGCCGCCGGCCGGCGAGGACCACAGGAGACCGCUGUCGGAACACAUCUACUCGUCCAUCGACUCGGACUACUCCACCCUCGAGAGGACCGCCUGGAGGCAGCAGCAGCAGCAGCAACCGCCGCCACCGCCGCCCCCGCCCUCCUCCGGACAGGCCUACCUGGUUUAGCUGCUCGCGACCACCCCCGGUGUUCCGAUUGCGACGUUGCCGAGAAGCCGGGACUGUGAUACCACCGUCGGCACCGGCGACGGUGGUGGCUCGAAAGGUUGUGCUCGAUCUCGCCGUUGCGCCGAGCCGCGCGAGACCACGCGUGUAUAUAAUUGAAAGACAUCGUCGCGAGGACGGAGGGACCGAGUGUGAACUGAGUGUCGUUAUCGUCGUCCCCGGAGACGCCCCCGUCGCCUUACGUGUCGCUCGGCUCGACGAUGCGCGACGAUUUCUCUUCUUCUCCGCGUUCUUCUUGUUCGCGUCCGUCGUCGGUGUGCGAUCGACGCUUCUCUCUCGUCCCCCCUCCCACCCGUCGUUGUUCCUCACUUCUUCUACUUUUGUUGUCAUUAUUGUUAUUAUUGUUCCCCCUCGUCUUCCUUUGCUCCGCUCGACGCAAUAAGACUUUCGCCCCCCCCCCGACGCCGCGGCUGCGCGUGUUGCGCGCACCCUCGGUGUAACGCGAAUUUCUGAAUGGCGUCUCGCGCGCGAGAGAGGACGCGCUCGGGUGUACAGGGUUCGCAUCGACGUUCGAUUGAGUCCCCUUCGACGAGAGAACGAGAGAGAGAGAGAGAGAGAGAGUGAGGGGGAUUCCUCACACGACUUCUCUCUCUCGGUCGCGAUCUACGAUCUUGGUGGGGAAAAGUGAGAAAUAAUCGAAUAUUUUUUCAUCAGACUCAUUUAUUCAACACUCUCGGUGUGUCUCUCGGCUCGAGCCACGAAUUGCAAAUUGAAAGUUUCAUCUCGAUCGAUACAUCUCCGGUCUCUCGCGGGUCAGAAUUCGUCUCAGCCGGACGAUUAAUUCGGACGUUUCACUCAAUGACGUGGAUUACAGGUGGUGUUGGGAGCGCCCCGUGAGUAACGUCGCUUCUCUUGUGCGAAAUUUCGCUUUAUUUAACAUUUUACUUGCGUCAAAAUUUCAUGUCAAUAAACGCAAGAAAUGUCGAUAAAUUCAGUUGGUAUUUAGAUUACAUGUAACGAUAAAUCAGACGUUCGCACGAUCAAGGUGGCGAUGUUUGUUGAACCUGAAAAAAAAAAGGACGUUACGCUUACGGGUGCCCCUGAUAAAUCGUGAGUGUAGACUCGGGGACGAGUUGGCUGGCGGGGCUGCUCGGGGCACCCUGGGUCGCCCGCGUUUACACCUCCGUUUACUUCACUCGACGACUUCUCAGCGAGCAAUAAGACGCGAGCGAGCGAGCGAACGCGCGCGCGAACGAACGAGCGGAUCGUCGAGCCGUUCCCCUCGGCGGCGAUUUCACCUUUCGUGUAAAUACUUACUUACGCUGCGCGCGCGAACCCCGUGUAAAUACGCUACUACGCAGCGUGCGCGUCUGGUGUACGCGUGUACAUUGUACAUAUACAUACACGUAAUUGACACGCGUCGUCGUCGCAUUUUUCGACCCGUGUCCUCGCCCUCCCCUCCCCCACUCCUCGCGAUAAUAGGAAUCAUGACGCUAGCUUCGACUCUGAAUUCUCGACUAGGUAGACGACUUUUUGUAAUUUUAUAUUGUCCGGUGACAGGAGAGAGAGGGAGGCGGUUUGUACGAUAUGUAAAUAUGUAUAUUCGACGCACAUUACCACCCCCGCCGCCGCGCCUCGUGUAAAAUACUACUGCGUUCGCCGCGUGUGUGAUGAGAUUGAGAGAGAGAGAGAGAGAGAGAAAGAGAAAGAGAGUGUGUGUAUGUGGGAGAGGGAGAAUCAACGAGACGUCGAGAAUGAAGAAAAAAAAGCAAAAAAAAAGAAGAAGAAAGAAAAAGAGUGAGAGAGAGAGAGAGACGCGCGCAAAGGCGAAAGGCAUGUGCGCGCCCGCGAUCCGCGCGAGCGUCCGCGCAUGUGUCGUGAGACUUAA